Plasmodium relictum is the source of this 5340-nucleotide messenger RNA. Its product is annotated as conserved Plasmodium protein, unknown function. Bases 1 to 5340 code for a protein of 1779 amino acids. The record is from RefSeq and is a predicted model, not a curated record. Lineage: Eukaryota; Apicomplexa; Aconoidasida; Haemosporida; Plasmodiidae. The transcript has a single exon.
AUGACUAAAUUGCAAAAUUGUUUUUACUCAUUAUCAAAACAGGAGUGUUAUAAGGAUUUACAUAUGAAGAGUUGUAAAAAAAAAAAAAAUAUAUAUACUCAUAGAUGUUUAAAUAUAAAAAAGUUCCUAAAUUAUGAUAAAUAUAACAAAAUGAAAAAUUGUUAUCAAUAUAUAAAUUUAAAAAAAGUUUUAAUGGAUAAUUCUAAAAAUUAUAAAAAUAACAAUGAUAAUAACAAUGGUAACAAUAUAAAUAUAAAUGAAGUUAAUGUAAAUAACGUGAGAAUAUUUAUAAAUAAUUUAUUUAACGAUUGUUUCAUUACAAGUAUGUACAUUUUUGAACAUAUUUCUUUAAUUGGUUGGUCAAAUGGAAUUAUUAGUAUUUUUGAUAAAUAUUUAAAUAUUAUUCUGAACAAAAAAAUUAGUAAUUCUACAAUUAAAAACAUAUCGAUGAAUAAAAAAGAAAAUGCUAUGUGUUUCAUGGAUAAUUUGCAUAACUUAUAUCUUAUUUACUUAAAUAUAAGAAAUGAUUUAAAAGAAAAUAAUAAUAAUUUUUUUUUUGAUUCAAAAAAUGAAAAUUGUAAUGCAUAUCAAAAUAAGUUUGGAGAAUCAUAUUAUUUUGAUGAAGAAAAGUAUAUAAAUUUAAAUAAAAGAGAGCAAUCUUUUAUAAAAGCUUUUGUAUGUAAUAAAAUAUUCCAUUAUAAUAUAAAAUAUUUGAACAGCUGUAUAAUUAACCCUUUUUUUGAUAGUUAUCAUAAUAAUAAUAUUUGCAUAUUAUCAUCAAAUAAAGCAGUUUCUAUUUUAUAUAUUUAUGAAUUUCACAUAAAUAGCACAAUCAUAUUUAAAGAACAAAAUAUAUUAAAUUUUUAUUGGUAUCAUUGCUAUAUUUUUAUUUGUACUGAAUGUUCCAUUUUUGUUAUUAAUUUUUUUGAUAAAACUAAAGUGGCUCAGAUUUUCCUAGAUUCAUAUAAUGAUUUAAAAAUAGACUCAUUAGUUCAAAUAAAUCAACCAUAUAUCAAUAGAAAAAUAAAAGAAAAAGAAGGAAAAUGUAAUAAUGAUAUAACAUUUACUGAUAAAAGAAUAAGUUCAAUUGAUAAUACACGUGAAUAUUACAAAAAUGAACUUAUACAUGGUGAAUUACAUAAAGGUAAACUAGAAUGUGAUAGUACAGAGAGCGAAUAUAACCAUUUACUUUGUAAUAAAAAAAAAGAAAAGAAUUUAUUUUUGAUUCAUACAUGUGCAACUCAGAAAGGUGUGUACAUAAUUGCUAAAGAAAAAAAUAUUAAAAUUAUAAAAAUAGAGAAAAUAAACGGAAUAGAAAAGGUAAGUGUUCUAAGCAAUUUUUAUUUAGAUAAUUACAUAAUAAGCUUAUGUGCUUUUCAUGAUAAUAAUAAUUAUAAUGAAGAAGAAUUUUUUAUAUCAGCAAUAAUUUUUAAUGUAAAAGUAUUUAAGGAAAAUGAGGGAAAACUAAAAAUAAGGAACUGCUUUUUAGAACAUCAAAUUCUAACAAAUAAGAAUUCUUUAAUAUAUAGAAAUACUAUUAAGAUAAAAAAAAAAAAUUAUAUAAAUAUGAAUAAUAUUAUUUGUAAUUAUAAUAAUGAUACUACUAAUAAUAUCUAUAAUGGUAAUGAAAAUUAUACUUACUUUAAAAAUUAUAUUAAUUAUUUGAGAAUAUUCCAAUAUACUUCAUUUAGUAAAAAUAUUUGUAAUGACUCAGUAGAAAAAAAAAAAAAUUAUUUUAAUGAUGUUUCUUUAUAUAUAUAUGGUUACAACACAUUUCUACAAUUUCGACCCAAAAAUAUCAAAGAAUCUUUUUUUGAACUUAUAUUAGAAAAUAAAAGAAAUAGCAAAAAUAUUUUGGUUAUUUUAAAUAAUUUAAAAAAGAAUACAAAUAAGAAAGAAUUAACUGAUAUCGGAUUACUGUUAAUUUGCUCUUUUUUUAAAUUUAAAAAAUAUUUUCUUGCUACAAAAAUAUUUCUUAUUUUGCAUAAACGUUUUCAUAAUAAAAGAAAAGUUAUAUACGAUAUAAUAAAAAUAUUGUUUCUUCAUAAAAAAGUUUAUAUUCUUUCAUUAUUUUAUACAAGAUUAAAAAAAAAAGAAAAAGGUACAAAAACAAUGUAUUACAAAAUAAGAUAUAGAAUAAGAAAAAGAAAAAAAAAAAAAAUAAAAAGUAUUAUAUAUUUAUUUCAUUUGAUUCAUAAAAUAUAUGAAAAUAAAUUAAAAGAAAAAACAAAAGCAAAAUUAAGAAAAAAUAAAAAAAAAAAAAAAAUUCUUCGUGUGCAAAAAGAAACAAAAAGGAAAAAAAAAUUUUCCUUUUUUAUUACUAAAAAAUUAUUUAAUAAAUUUUUAGUUUUUCUAUUAUGCACUAAUGUUUAUCAUUUUAAAAAUAUUUAUGAAACUUCUUCUGAUAGUGAUUUAAAUGCUCAUUUGUUAUGCAAAAAUAUAAUAUUUUUGUUAAAAGAUGAUUUUGAAUUUAUAAAUAAAAAAUUAAGAACUACUUAUAAUUCAUUUCAUUUUACUUUACAUAAAGAAAAAAAAAAAAACAGCCCUUCUGAUAUAUCUUUUAAAAAGAAUGAAACAGAAAAAAAAAUUCUUUUAGAUAUUUUGUUAGAUAUAUAUUUUAAAUUUAAUAUAUGUCCAUUUAAUAUUUACAAUAAAAAUAAUUUAAUUUUAUUUAAUGAAAGGAAUGAAAAAUGUAAAAAAAUUGAAGCCAUCGGAAAUUUUUUAAAUCAGAACGAGUGUUCAAAAAAAACAAAAUUAUCUGAAAAGGAAUAUUGUGGAAACAUCCUUUUUCAUCAUGAAUAUAUUAAUAAAAACAAAAUUUCUAAAAAUAUGAUUUAUACUUGUAGUGAAAAAACAUAUAUUAAUAUAGAGAGAAAUUCAUAUAACGAAAAAAAAAAAAAUAAAAAAUUUGAAGAAUUUAAAAAUGAAAAGGAAUUUGAGAAAAUAGAAAUAUUUAGAAAUGAACAAAAAAGGAAAUUUGAGAAAAAAGAAAUAGUUAUAAAUGAAGAAAAAAAAUUUCAAAAUGAAAUGGCAUGUAGUAAUAACAAUUUUAGAAGUAAUGAUAUGAUCAAUGGUAGUUUAUACAACUGUUCUUUUUUUAAAAAAGAGUAUGAUAACAUAAAAAAGGCAGAAAUAUUAAAAAUAUUAUUGAAUAUGAAAAAUGAAAAGGUCUUUAUUUAUUUAAAACAGUGUGAUUUAAAAUUAUUUAAAAAAAUUAUAAAUAAAAAUAUUAUGAAGUUAUGUAAGUUAAACAUUAAAAAGACAAUUAGAUUGUUGAUUAUAAAGAAGGAAAAUAAAUGUGAAUAUUUUUUUGAUCCCCAUCAAAUUGUAAAAAAACUAAAAAAAAAACCUUUUUUUUUAUAUAAUUUUUUAAGGGAAAUAAAAGAUAUAAAAUAUGUAAUCAUAUAUAUUAAUUUAAUUUUAUAUUUAAUGUUUAUUUUUGAACCAUUGUUGUUAAUAAAUUUUUUAAGGGUAUAUUAUAAAUAUAUUAGUUUUAAAAAAAUUUUAUUUUUUAUAUCAUUUUUUAAUUAUUUAUUUGCUAGUUAUAGUUUUCUAGGAAAUAAAAAUAGCUAUUGUAAUAAUAGUGAUCGAACAAAUAAUAAAAGAGUAACAAUUUGUGAAAAUGAUAAUUAUUUAGAAGAAAACGGUAAUAUUAUUACUGAAAAUAGUAAUAGUGAAAAUAAGAUAAUGUGUAAAAUAUAUAAAAAGGAUAAAUGUGUUAAUGAAAAAGAAAAUAAUUUAAUUGAAACUUAUUCUUUAACUAAUAUAUAUAAUAGGAACUUUAUAAAGAAUCACAAUUUGAAAAGAACUUUUGAUAGCAAAUCAUAUAUUAAUUUUUUUAAAAAUGAAAAUGUUAUAUUAUUGUAUAAAUAUCUAUUAAAUGAGUAUGUUAAAAAAAAAAAAUUGGUGGAAUUAUUUAAUAUGAUAAAAGAAGAAUCAAUUAAUUAUAAAAACAAACUAAAUUUUUUUCUUAAUUUAAAAGCAUUUAUUUAUUUAAAAUUUGGUUAUGUAAAUAGGGCAAUAAAAAUUUAUCUUAAGUUGAGCAAUUAUUUACAAAUAUUUUUGAUUAUGAAUUAUCAUAAUUUAAAUAUUGAUGAAGAUAUCAGAAAAAAAGUAAAGGAUUAUUUAGAUGCAGGGAAUCACGUUAUUUCCUACAAUAACCUCCAAAAAAAAAAUUUAAAUAAAAAAUUGUUUGAUAAAAAUUUUUUUAAAGAACAAGAAAUAAAAAAAAACAAUAGCCUUUUCAUAAAAGAUGAAUAUUUUUGUUAUAUUGACGAAAAUAAAGAAAUUAAGAAGUACAGAAGUAUAAUUCUUAGGAAAAAAAAAUUUAGUUUAAAAAGAAAAUGUAAGAUACAUAAAUUACAAGAUGAUGUUUACUGUUUCCGAGAAAAUGUAUACUUUUCAAGAAAGAGAAAUAAGAUUCACCAUAAUGAUACUUUUGUAAAGAUGAAGAAAGAUAAAAAUAAAAAAAUUGAAAAUAAUGAAAUAACAAAAUAUGCAAUUCAUAAUAUUUUUCAUGCUGAAACAAGUAAAAAUAAUGAAAUGAUUUAUAAGAUGAAUAAUAAUUUAGAAAAAUAUAUAAUUAAAAAUGUAAAUUGUAAUAUUCUAGAUAAAGAGAUUAUGUAUCAAUUAUAUUUGGAAAAAAAGAGAAAAAAAAAAAAAAUAAAUAUAUAUUUAAGUAGUGAAAAUAGGCAGAUAUUCAAAAAAAAUAAUAAUGAUAUACGUAAAAAAAAUGAGGAAAAUCAAUAUUUAAAUAAAGAAAUAGUUAUAAAGAAUUAUUUUAUUCAUAAUAUAAAUUAUGAAAUGAAUUAUCUAACAUUAAUAUCUUUACUAGAAGAACUAUUAUAUAAAAAUGAAUUAUACGAAAAUUAUAAUAAAAUCUUAAGAAAUAAAAAAAAAAGCAUAUUUAAUUUCUUAAGUGAAAUAAAAAGAAAAGGUUAUACAAUAUAUAAUGGAAAAGAAAAAAAAGAAUUAAAAAGGUAUGAAUUAAACUUAAUAGAUAUAAAUGAUUAUUAUUUUUUAAAUGAAGAUACAAAGGAAUCAUGUAUGUUAACAUCUUAUUUUAGAAACGAUCAGCAUGUUAAAAAUAAUGAAAAAAUAUAUCAUAUCCAGAAAAAUAUUCCUCCUAAUUAUUAUUUAUAUGAUCAAAUGUAUAGCAAUCCUUUUAUCUCAAAAAUUUCAUCUUUUUGCUCUUUAUGCUUAAAUAACAUAUAUAUUGACCGCUACUACUUCAAUAAAAAAAAAAUUAAAAAUAAUAUUAUUAUAUUUUUUUUCUGUAAUCAUGUCUAUCAUUUUAACUGUUUAAAGAAAAAGCAAAUAACCUGUAAUAUAUGUUAUUAA